AUGUUUACCCUCGACACCACACAGACAGUUGCGUUCAAGAUGGUGCUUUUGGACAACCUAGAUGCGCCGCACCGCAUACUCGGCGUGGCGGCUGUAACCUUUGCCCUUGCACUAUUUGCCCUCUAUCAAUACCUCCUACCCAAGCCCAUUCCCGGCAUCCCAUACAGCCCAUCAGCAACCAAGUCUUUAUUGGGCGACAUACCGACAAUGCUCAAAGAAUGCAACGGCACCCCCCUGCGUUGGAUAGUUGGCCAGGGCAAGCGUUGGAACAGCCCCAUCUUCCAAGUCUUCUUGGUCCCUUUUGCGAAGCCUGCGGUAGUUAUCAGCGACUUCCGCGAGGCGCAGGACAUCCUCAUGCGCCGGAAGGAAUUCGACCGCUCCGACUGGACCAUCGACAGCCUGAGUGGCGAAAUCCCGCAGUUCCACCUCAACCUCAAGACGGGUCCUGAGUGGAAGGGCCACCGACGACUGCUGCAGGACCUGAUGACGCCGGCGUUCCUAAGCAGCGUCGCGGCGCCCAACAUCUACACCAGCGCCGCUAACCUCGUGGACCUGUGGAAGACCAAGGCGCGCCUCGCGGGCGGCCGAGCCUUCUCCGCCGACCAAGACUUCUAUCAUGCCGCGCUUGACGCCGUCUUGGAUUUCGGAUUCGGGGACAGUUAUCUUCACCGGGCACUGAAGCCGCAAGCCGAGUUGCUCAUGGGGCAAGAGAAACAAUCAGUGCAGGCCAUCUCGGCCACGGCGGAUCCCGUGGAAUUCCCUAUAGCCCAACCCCACGAGUCGAUCAAGGCAAUCCUAGCUGCCGGCGACCUCAUACAAGAUAUUGCCGAGUCCGGAUUCGUGAAACUCACGUGGUGGUGGAAGAAGCUUCAGCCCAGGGAGAGGAAGCUCAUGGACCAGCGAGCUCAGUUCGUCAAGGAGCAGGUUUAUCGUGCCAUUGAGAAACUACAAAAGGACACCGAUGAGGAUAGCGAGUCCUGGGUCAAGUGCGCCGUCGAUCUCAUCAUUCAGAGGGAGCGCAAAUUCGCCAAAAAGGAAGGUCGUGAACCGGUAUAUUGGUCGUCAGUCAUGAAGGACGAGCUUCUUGGCUUCAUCAUGGCCGGUCACGAUACCACCAGCACUACUCUUUCAUGGGGCGUGAAGCUGUUGGCCGAUUGCCCACGAGCCCAAACCAAGCUCCGCCAGGACCUGCGGGCCGCUCACGCCUCGGCCCUCGUCGAGAACCGCGCCCCCUCGCACAGCGAGAUCAGCACGACCAGGAUCCCAUACCUCGACGCCGUCAUCGAGGAGGUCCUGCGCCUCGCCCACACCGCCCCGGUCAUGGACCGACAGUGCACGCAGGACACGGUGGUCCUCGGCCACCGCAUCCCGGCGGGUACGAUUGUCCUCAUGCCCAACAUCGGCCCGAGCUACACCUCGCCGUCGUUCGAGAUCGACGAGGCGGUGCGGAACGAGACGUCCAAGCAGGCAGCCAAGGAUCGGGGCGUCCGCUCCUGGCCCGCGGACGGCAUUGACGUCUUCCGGCCGGAGCGGUGGCUGGUCACGGACGAUGAGACGGGCGGGGAGCGCUACGACGCCACUUCGGGGCCGGCGAUCCCCUUCGGACUGGGUACCAGGGGCUGCUUCGGACGCAAGCUGGCGUAUCUGGAGCUGAAGCUGCUCGUGACCCUGAUCAUCUGGAACUUUGAGCUGCUGCCGUGCGCCAAGGAGAUCUCGACUUACGAGCCCGUCGAGGGCAUCACGUCCAGGCCAAAGCAUUGCUAUGUCAGACUUGGUGAUGUAGCCAUGUAA
Messenger RNA from Colletotrichum graminicola M1.001, 1791 nucleotides. Its product is annotated as cytochrome P450. The transcript is spliced from 2 exons. The coding region runs from base 1 to 1791 and encodes 596 amino acids. Gene Ontology annotation, molecular function: heme binding; iron ion binding; oxidoreductase activity, acting on paired donors, with incorporation or reduction of molecular oxygen. The record is from RefSeq and is a predicted model, not a curated record. NCBI's taxonomy places the organism in Eukaryota, Fungi, Ascomycota, Sordariomycetes, Glomerellales, Glomerellaceae.